Messenger RNA from Neohortaea acidophila, 1955 nucleotides. RefSeq names its product Metallo-dependent phosphatase-like protein. The record is from RefSeq and is a predicted model, not a curated record. Lineage: Eukaryota; Fungi; Ascomycota; Dothideomycetes; Mycosphaerellales; Teratosphaeriaceae. The transcript has 2 exons. Gene Ontology annotation, molecular function: phosphoprotein phosphatase activity. Gene Ontology annotation, cellular component: cytoplasm. The coding region runs from base 207 to 1874 and encodes 555 amino acids.
CUCCGAUUGGUCCCUAACCUCCGCUCUACGUAACUCUAAUUGUACCUUCCAACUUCGUCAGGCAGACAAAUCAGAGACACCCGAGUUCCAGUUUCCUUUCCCACUCUCCUCGCCGCAAGAUGGCGUCGUGCUGCUCUGCCGUGCCUCCCUAACCUCACUCCAAUCUCCGAGAAGCGUGCAGCUCUCGGGGAACCACAGCAGGCAAGAUGACGCGGAAACUCCGCCAACUCCUCCAACUGCUCGCCUUCGCCGGCGUCAUCUUCCUCUUCCUCUUCGUCGCCGACGCCCGCUACCGAGUGCUGCCCAACUCCCUGCACAACCACCUCCCCAUCCACCACGCCGGCAGCGUCAUCACCGACAUCACCCUCGCGACCUGCUCGUCUGCCAACCCGCUCUCGUCAUGUCGCUUGGAUCCCGAUAAAUGGCACAGGAUCGAGAAGGACCUGUACUUGAACACCGGCUGGCUGCAGAGCGCGUUCGUGCAUGUGCAGCGGAAGCAGGAGGAGCAGUUGGAAGAUGACGAUAAAGUGGUGGUCGGAGUGGCUGUUUCCAAAGUCAAUCCGGGGUCCAGUGAUGGGGAGAAGGGAUGGGAGAGCCGGUCGGGCGGAUUAUGGGUUCUGAGAAGUGCCAAGAGACACGACUCGGACUCCAGCAGAGUGGUGACUGCGGUCGAUGUACUCUUCGGCGCGGACGCCGUCGAGCCGCGGCAAGGCUGGACCGUAGCUCAAUUGCCCCUCCAAAUCAGCGCGGAUCCCACAGCGUGGGUGACGGUGCGCCAAGGCCAGCCCAAAGCCGCAGUGGCCGCCAAACCGCGGGUGAGUAAGAACGGGCGCUUCAAGAUCCUGCAAGUGUCAGACAUGCACCUCUCCACCGGCGUGGGGAAAUGCCGCGACGCCAUCGGCCCCGAGAACCGCCCCGUCAAAAACUGCGAAGCCGACCCGCGCACGCUCGACUUUCUAGAACGCAUCCUGGACGACGAAAGGCCGGACCUCGUCAUCCUCUCCGGCGACCAAGUCGAAGGCCCCGCAGCGCGAGACGCCCAGAGCGCCAUCCUCAAAUUCGCCGCCCCGCUCAUCGAGCGCAAAAUCCCCUACGCCGCCAUCUUCGGCAACCACGACGACGAGAGCGGGUAUGCAAUGUCGCGCGAAGCGCAAAUGUCCCUCAUCCAAUCCCUGCCCUACUCGCUGUCGAAACCCGGGCCGGACAACGUAGACGGCGUGGGAAACUACUACAUCGAAGUGCUCGCGCCCUCCCCCUCGCAGCACUCCGCUCUCACCAUCUACCUGCUCGACUCGCAUGGCCUGACGCCCGACGAGAAGAACUUCCCGGGCUAUGACUGGGUCAAGCAGAGCCAAAUCGAAUGGUUCCGCAGCACCGCCACCGAGCUCAAAGCCGCGAAAGCACACGCAAAGUACACGCACAUCCACCUGGACAUGGCCUUCAUCCACAUCCCGCUGCCAGAGCUAGGCGACAGAGAGAACCUCGUGGUAAAAGGCGGCAGCUGGAAAGAAGGCGUCACCGCGCCCGCCUUCAACUCGCACUUCUUCGACGCCCUGGCGCAAGAGGGCGUCGUGGCCGUUGGCUGCGGCCACGACCAUGCGAACGAUUACUGCGGUUUGCGCCCCGCCGCGCAGCCGGAUCAGGACUCGCAUAAGAAGACGACGCAUCAUGGGCCGUGGAUGUGCUAUGCCGGUGGCUCUGGAUUUGGGGGCUACAUGGGGUAUGGCGGCGUGCAUCGCCGGAUGCGGUUGUGGGAGGUUGACACGAAUGCCGGGCGCAUCAUGACGUGGAAGCGGGUGGAGUGUUGUGGGGAAGAUAUGAAGAGGCGGAUUGAUGAUGUGGUGAUUGUCGAGGCGGGGCAUGUCGUUGCGUAGGAAGGGAUUGAAAUGUGUGCAUCGAUUGUUGGGACGCAAGAUGCGGUAUACCCAUGAUCCAACCCGGCUUGUGUGAUUUAC